UUUGCAAAUAAAAAGUAGAAAGAAAGACCCAAAAAGCAGAGAGAGAAGAAAAAUCUUAGUGUGUGAUGGAAGUGAAGCUGAGCCAGAAAAAUCAUCUCUCUCUUCCUCCUUCCAAUCCAAUAACGACAAAUUUCCUGUCUUUCCCUCACUGUUGCUUCUUGAAAUCCUGGAUUAACAGCAAGUCAGCCUUGAAGAAGCAUUUUAAAGGUCUUGCUGAGAGCUGUAGAUUUCAUAUCUUGGAGAUUUCAAAGCCAAGGGGUCAAAGCUCCAACAAGCACCACUUGCUUCCUGUGGUCAAAGAUUUUGGUGGCAGGGAUGAAACACUGAAUUCAAUUUCAAGGCUUUAUGGUGUGUCUAUUCCUUCACUUGCAGCUGCUAAUGAAAAUGUAUUGGAUGCUGACCUUCUUCUUAAAGGCCAGCUCCAUAGUAUUCCUGCUUUUGCCACAAGAAACAAUCAACUGUAUCAGAUGAAGAAAAGCAGGCUUCCUAGCUUUUACGAUCAAGAAAGACUUAGAGGUUCGCAGAAUAUCUUGGGUGGGGUUUUGAAUAAAAAACCCUUCAUCAUGCUAUCUGCCCUUGGUUCGCCUCAUGCUAAAUCCACUGGUUAUUUUCUAGUUCUGGUUCCUCUUAUUGCAUUUUGCAUCAGAUGCAUAGUUGGUGCUUUUCACACUGGAUUUUUUAGAGAUAUGAGACAAGAGACUUCGGAUAAAUCAAGGAGUCAUGAUGGGAACAGGGGAAUGCGAUGGAAAUAUGCCCUGAGUGACAUUGAGGACCCUAAUCUUGACUCUGAAUCAAGAAUAGAAUCCAAUAGUAUUUCUGAGGAUCAAGAACAAAUUUUAUUUGAAGAUAUGUCUCAUGCCUACAGCAAACUUGAACAUGAUUAUGAAAAAUUUCUAUCAGAAUGUGGAAUGAGCAAAUGGGGAUAUUGGCGGGGAGGCUUUCAUCGAUGAGACUAUGUUCUUCUGAAUGAAUUUGACUUCACAUAUCCCGGACAUCUGCAGGCAUUGAAUGCCUUUGUACAGUGUAAAUUUGGUUUCAUUUUCUUUUCUUCUCUCAUACGUAUAGAAAAGGGGGGUGUGGUUUAAAAUUGUGCUGAGGUUUAGGAUUAUUGUUAUCACUGUUGGGCUUUGUUUCUGUGUGCAUACUUACGGUUUGUAUCUCCAGCAAGUUCUAGUAGGAAGAAGCAUUGUUAGUUCCAAGAACACCAUCAAUAAUCUUCUUUUUCGUUUUCACUGUAAAAUUGUAUGUUAGAGCAAACAAGAAAUCUCUUAUACUUACGAAAUAAGCAGGUCCUCUCAAGAAAUUAAUUAUUCUGUAAGAUGUAGUCAUGGUUAUAUCUGAGCAUGUUGAUAGAACUAGGUCUUCAACGUUAGGGUUGAUGGUAGAUAAUAAUAUGAAGAAAAUGCAAAGAGAUUUCAAGUCUUUCGAGUACGCUAAGCACAGCAUGUGCAGUAGAAUUGCGUGCUUAAAUUAGCUAGGCAAGUGCACCAUCUUCAACUGGAAUGAUAUCUUCAUUUUGAGCAAUAAAUUUAUUGUCAUUUUCCCCUAUGAUUUAUGUUCCCUCCCCAGAAUCCGUAAUUAUGGUUAAAAUGAUGCAUCUUUAAGGAAACAAAUCAUGCAGAACAAAUUCUUGGCAAGACAAAGAUUCAGAUACAGUCAAAAAAUAGCAAUGAACAAAAUCACUCUCUCAACGGACCCGACGUGCUUUCUCUUCCUGUCCUAAGCCAAGAGAUUUCUGUGCAUUUGCAAUGCCUUCUGGAUC
This is a messenger RNA of Hevea brasiliensis (rubber tree), 1762 nucleotides long. RefSeq lists its product as uncharacterized. The record is from RefSeq and is a predicted model, not a curated record. The transcript is spliced from 7 exons. NCBI's taxonomy places the organism in Eukaryota, Viridiplantae, Streptophyta, Magnoliopsida, Malpighiales, Euphorbiaceae. Bases 66 to 950 code for a protein of 294 amino acids.